Messenger RNA from Fulvia fulva, 588 nucleotides. RefSeq lists its product as uncharacterized. NCBI's taxonomy places the organism in Eukaryota, Fungi, Ascomycota, Dothideomycetes, Mycosphaerellales, Mycosphaerellaceae. Bases 1 to 588 code for a protein of 195 amino acids. The transcript has a single exon. The record is from RefSeq and is a predicted model, not a curated record.
AUGAACUUCUCAAAACUCCCCCAACCACGCCCUUGUGGCAACACCUCGUCUGCGCAGCCGCGACUGCAUUGGAACCAGAAGGCAUACUACAAGCGAGAGGACUUCCUCCCUCUUCCUCUCAUCGCCGCCCAGAACAAUAAUCACCACAUCCCUGACCAUUCAGUAUGCCAGGGAGCACGGGUCCUCUUCGCCUGCGGUCACGUUGUCAACGAGCUUCUGCCAUGCAACGAACCAAAAAUGCGCGGCAAACCCUGUCCACUACUGAGGAGCUAUCCACCACGGCAUCGCAACGACGAUUGUCUCAGCUGCACAACAAAGCAAAGCAAUAUGCUGCAAGUCUCAGAUCUGCUCAAGCCGCGGCAACUCUACUUGCGAAGUGAAUGCGCGGACAAGUAUCGACAGGCCGGUGGCACAGAUGUUUGGCGGCCCAAGAAGAAUCGAUUUGAUCCGGAAAGUAACGGUGAGCGCAAGAGCGCGAUGAAGGAGGAACAAAGGACCGGCGUGAAGGAUGCUUGGAAAGUCAAGCCGGUUGAGCCUUUGUUCACGGAGGUGAAGCUGAAGGCAGCGGGUGGAAAGAACAGGCGCUAG